Messenger RNA from Ceutorhynchus assimilis (cabbage seed weevil), 3916 nucleotides. Lineage: Eukaryota; Metazoa; Arthropoda; Insecta; Coleoptera; Curculionidae. The record is from the annotation of a GenBank genome assembly.
CAGAAUCAGAUCCUGUAAAGUUGUAUCCACCCGACGACCAGUCACCGUUUUGGACAUUAGAAGCCGGCAAUUUUUUAAAUGAACUCCCAACUUUUGUAAAUAUAAGCUGUUCAUUGUUUACUCAGGACAUAUAUGUUACAUUUUACAAAGAAUUGGAAAUCGACAUGGAUGAUAUCAAAUGUACCAUUCCAGAACCCCAGGAUCAUAAAAAGAUAUUUUUUCUUGACUCUGCCAAGUUGAAGAAGGGCGAUAGUCUAGAUAAUCUUAUUUUCCUAGAUGAAAUGCCAAUGGGAAUGAACAAAUAUCGCAGCUUUAUUGAAGAUGUCAAAUUUUCAGGAGUUCUUUCACCAAUUUGUAAUUUCCAUUCGGAUUUAAGAUACAAUAAAAAUAGAACUAUUAUACAUUGCAAGCUAGAAGUAUUGAAAUCUUUAACUCUCAGAAAUGAUAGUACAUUUAGGCUGGGAUUAACUAAUGGAAACAAAAAAUGUGCACAACAAAAUAUCACUGGUUACAUAAAUAUAAUAUUUGAAUUCGGAAAUAAACGAAUUAAAAGAUCCAAUAUAUUCAACAACAAUAGCAAAAUAUUUCGAACCGCUGCACCCUUCGCACGGGUUAUGCAACCCAUAAAUGGGAAAAAUACUGGGAACUAUCAAUGUACCAUGAUAAAUAGUAAAAAAAAUCCUUUUGGGAUUACUCAUGAUGGAAUUGUGUAUGUUAUUGAUCCUCUUAUGUUGAAGAAUGCUACGACAGAAUAUUUGGGAUUGAACAUCACCUGGCAAAAAAACAACGUCACACAGUAUGAAGAAGUUAGCGUUAGAAUAGUUGAUGAACCUGAAGCCACUUGCACUACCUUGGAAAAUGAAGAAGACUGGGUAAUUUGUUCAAGUAAAAAAACGGCGAAGAGCUGUAUGAAAAAAAAUAGUUGUGGGCUGGGUACCGGAGGACUAACUAGCGUGGAGACUAGAUCUGGUCCACAUCGCUGCAUGUGGCGAGGAGACAAAAAUCCAGGAAACCACGAAACUCAUUUAUAUUCCACAUGCACUUCUGACACGAAGUACUGUCCAGAUGGUACCUGUGACUCUCUAGAAAUGCUGGCAGAAGACUUCUUGUGUCCUCAAGACUGCACCAAAACUGCUGUGUUUCCAACAAAAUUGAACGAGAUUACCGGAAGGGGUGUGGAUAGAUGCAACGCUGUUCUAGUAUGCGAAAUGGGAUGUACUUGCAUUGUUAAACUUCCUAGUAUUAGUAUAAAUGCGAAUGGUAGUGUUAACACGAAGUCAAAGGGAGAAUUGGUUGGAAUAAAGAAUUCAGAACAUUCAAGCAUCUGUGGUACCGAAUGCAUGCUUUUGGCAAGCGGGGGAGUAGGAGCCAUCAUUUUCGUAAUUCUGAUUGCAACUUUGAUAUGCCGGAUUUCGCGUAAAAGCUCUGGUGGAAAAAAGAAUAAUUUGACGGAAUCAGAGACGCCGUUUUCUGAAUAUGUCGAAAGAAAUACCACAAAUGAGCCAUUGGUGGUUAACUUUCAAAUGUCUAAUUUGGAUGGUCCCCGUGUGAAUAAUGUAAAUGUACAGGUGGAUCUCAAAUGGAGGUUUCCUAGACAUCAAAUUUUUAUUGAACAGGUGUUGGGAGAAGGAGAGUUCGGAAAAGUUCUCAAGGCUAAAGCUUUUAAAAUAUCUGGACGUCCAGGCUAUUCUGCAGUAGCUGUGAAAACUUUGAAAGAGGAUUCCAGAAAGCAAGAUUAUAACGACCUGUUUUCCGAAUAUCAGCUCCUCAAAGAGGUCAAUCAUCCUCACGUAAUCCAACUUUUGGGAGUGUGUACGCCGGAGGAUGGACCUUUGUAUAUUAUAUUGGAAUAUUGUGUUUAUGGAUCCUUGAGAAAUUAUCUUAGGAAAAGCAGACGAAUUCUAAGUACCACAGAACUGGCUCAGUUAGAUGACCACAUCAGCAACAGAGUUAAGCCGCGUGAUAUUUUAUCGUUUGCCAGACAAAUUGCUAGUGGAAUGUCAUAUUUGAGCGACAUAAAGUUGGUACAUCGAGAUUUAGCGGCAAGAAAUAUUCUAUUGGCAGACAACAAAGUAUGUAAGAUCUCUGAUUUUGGACUUACAAGGGACAUAUAUGAAGAUAGUGCUUAUUUUAAGAAGAGCAAGGGCCGAGUCCCUGUUAAGUGGAUGGCUCCCGAAUCAUUAGCUGACCACUUGUACACCACAAAAUCGGAUGUGUGGAGUUUCGGAAUCCUUAUUUGGGAAUUGAUUACGCUUGGAUCGAGUCCUUAUCCAGGGAUUGCUGUCCAUAAUUUGUAUAAUUUACUGAAGCAAGGAUAUAGGAUGGAGAGACCACCGAAUUGCUCUACAGUAUUAUAUGCAUUAAUGAACAAAUGUUGGAACCUGGAUUCAAAUGCCCGACCCACUUUCUUGGAACUAUACCACUGCUUUGAUAACCUACUGACCGAUAAUAUUAACUAUUUGGAUUUAUCGGACAAUGCUAUAAUUAAUAGGAGUUAUUUUUCUAACUUGCCUAUUGAUGGUGGAGAGCCAGGAUCAUCGGACUUAGGAGGCGAAAGAAUUUACCGAAAACACGAUUUCGAUAAAACCGAGCUAGAAAAACCUGAAAAAUUAUUGUCAGCAGAAGAGUUAAAAGAUAAUUCUGUUGUUUAUGAAACUCCGGUCAAAUUUCCGAGGCCUGUAAUAAUGACAUCGUACAAUGACGCUCCUGGAGAAUAUACGGAUAUGAAUGCUAAACAGCAAACUAUAAAUAACGAUUGCAUUUAGGAAUGAAAUUAAAAACUAACUAAGGAUAUUCAAUACAAAAAUAUUUUUGGAUGUAUUUUAUUGAUCAUGAAGUUUGUAGGUACCCACUUGAAAUUUGGAAAAAUAUGACUUCAGUUUUUUCAAAUUUCUAACUAAGUAUAUUUCCCUACAAGAAAAAAAUUAAUUUUCGAAAGUUUUCAUCAAGCAGAGUUAACCUAAACAAGUGUCUUGAAACUCUUAAACAAGGUAUAUUGAAAUGUGAAUAAUUUUCUGUUUUUCCAAAUAUUCCAAGUUGUCCAGAAAUAUAUCUACAAGUUUAUUACUUUUAAGUUCAAAUGUUUCCAUAUUUCUGAAUACUUAUUACUUGUCUUAUGCCUGCAGGUCAGUGUUCAACAUGGAAAAAAUAUAUACAUAUUUUUUUGUUUUAACAACAUAGAACCAUAAUUAAAAAUAUUUUUGAAUGCCAUAAGCCAAUAUUAAGAUUCUGGAAUGACUAAAAAGCCAUGGCUUGUAGUAGAUUAAAAAUACCAGUCUUGUGCUUAGUUUUUCCUUUGCUCGUACAAAGACGUGUAAAUCAGUUUCUCUUAUGAAAAAAAUGCAAUAUUUUUAGGAAAAUGGGAAGCAUCAAAAUUUCAAUUAAAAUAAUAAAAAAAUUAAAUAAUCCUUGCUAGGCUAUUAUUUGAUUUCUGAAAAAAUCUGUUACUUGCCGUAGUAGAUGAAUACCUUCAACAUCAUUUUGUAUCAGUAUAGGUAUUUCCAGAUUUCAUACCCUUUUAAACCGUUUUUUUUGCUGACUUAGUAAUAGUGUACCACAAGAACAAAAAUUUAUAUUUUAUUAGAGAAUAAUGUUGGGAAAAAUUGGAGAACUGGAAGAUUUUUCAGGAAUGUUUCACUCUAAUUUAAACUGAUGCCUAAAAAAGAAUAUUACCUAUAUAAGAUUAACUAAACUAAACAUUGAAGCCAUUCAGAAUAACUUUUGUUAUUUUGAAGCUAUGCCUAUAAUAAUCUUAGUAUUGUUAAUAAUGAUCAGUGUCCAAUUUUCUAAAUGUUCGAGUUAUUUAGUAUUAAUAUUAAUGUAAACCAUAAUAUUAUUGUUAAUGUGAUAUAGUAGCUAGUAUAUUAGGAAAUUUUCUUCACAUAUUUAUUAUAGCCUAAUAAUUGUUAUAUUAACC